AGCUUUCAUAAUUCAAAUAAGCAAAGAGAGAUGGCUCUAUGUGGAAAGUUGGUUAAGAAACAUCAAUCAAGUCCGAUUGAGACGCGUUCUAUGAAUUAUUUCGAUACAAACCUAACCAUAUAUCCUACAUGAGCCCUAUGAACAUCAAAAGUGUUGAUCUCAAUGGUGGUGAAUGGGGUUAUGUCGGAUCAGGAAUGACUUGGAACUAUAUUUUUGAUGGGAAGACAUGUGUGGCUAAGGAAGUGAUUGAAGCAAUUGACGAGGAAAAAAAAUCAGUGUCCUUCAAGGUGGUCGAUGGUGCUCUAAUGGAAUUUUAUAAGACCUUCUUAUUGACCGUUCAAGUAGACACAAAGGAAGAAAAGAACUUCGUGACUUGGACGUUGACAUACGAGAAGAUUAAUGGAAACAUUAAAGAUCCAAACACUUUGAUGGAGUUUUGCCUCAAUGUCACCAAAGAUAUCGAGACUAACCUGCACAUGCAAUGCAACUAA
Lactuca virosa is the source of this 491-nucleotide messenger RNA. NCBI's taxonomy places the organism in Eukaryota, Viridiplantae, Streptophyta, Magnoliopsida, Asterales, Asteraceae. The record is from the annotation of a GenBank genome assembly.